Molecule: messenger RNA, 4282 nt
Organism: Aphanomyces invadans
Lineage: Eukaryota; Oomycota; Saprolegniomycetes; Saprolegniales; Verrucalvaceae
Exons: 4
Coding region: 55-4245 (1396 amino acids)
Biological process (GO): vesicle transport along actin filament; actin filament organization
Cellular component (GO): vesicle; cytoplasm; myosin complex
Molecular function (GO): ATP binding; actin filament binding; metal ion binding
Source: RefSeq, a predicted model, not a curated record
CUGUACUUGUACCGCGGCGAUCCAUCCUCCCGUCAGUAGGAGGUCGGUGCGGUCAUGGAGAUCGGCGUGGGGUUAUGGGUCAAGAGCAAGGACGAGUGGGUCCAAGCGCUGGUCCGCAACAUCAAGAAGAACGCCGGCAGCAUGCACGUCGACGUCACGUAUGAGUAUGCAAGUGGCGGAGUCGAAACCUUGCUUGUCGAUGUUGCCAAAGUUGAAGAUGGCACGGACGAAUUGGUCAAGCUCGCCAACAGCGCCGACAUGGACUUGGUGGACGACUUGAUUCGACUGCCUAACUUGCACGAACCUGGGAUUUGCCACACCUUGAACGAGCGCUUCAAGCAAAACGAGAUCUACACACUUACCGGCGAGAUCCUCCUCGCCGUGAAUCCAUUCCAAGACCUUGGCAUUUACAGCGACAAGGUGAUCCGCAAGCACAUUCGGCAUGGCAUGCUUCAAGCGCUCGGCGACGAGGAAUCCACCGCGCCGCCGCACGUGUUUGGCGUCGCUGACGCGGCUUUUCGAUCGCUCACGGCACCACUAGCAGGGCGGCCGCAAAACCAAAGCAUCCUCGUGAGCGGCGAGUCUGGCGCCGGCAAGACGGAGACGACAAAGUUCAUCAUGAAGUACCUUGCCGCCGUGUCCCAAAGCCAGAGCAUGCGAAACAUCAACAUCAACCAGAGCGACGUCAUGUCCCAAGUGCUGUCGUCGUCGCCGAUCCUGGAAGCGUUUGGAAACGCGCGAACGAUUCGGAACGACAACUCGAGUCGGUUUGGCAAGUUCAUCCAAAUGCAGUUCAGCCAGCACCGCGGGCUCCUCAUUGGGGCUGGCAUUCAAACGUACUUGCUUGAAACAGUGCGCGUAACAUCACAGGCCCCCAUGGAGCGCAACUACCACGUGUUCUACGAACUGCUCGCCGGGCUCGACGCCGGUCGGAAGGCCGAGUGGGGGCUCACUCUCCCCAGAGACUUCUACUACCUCAAUCAGAGCGACUGCUUUCACCGAAAGGACGGUGUGGACGACCAAGACCAGUUCACCAAGCUCCAGGACGCGUUGGACACGAUGCAGUUUGACCAAGACGACCAGCACAACAUCUUUUACACCGUCGCCAAUCUAUUGCACGUGGGCAACUUGCGAUUCCACGCCACUCAUCACGGCCAUGAAGGGUCGGUUCUGUCCAGCGAUCAUGCUAGCACCGCCGCGGAAGUCCACGUCACGUCGUUCUUUGGAGUUGACCGGCACACGCUGGAAGUGGCGUUGACGACGCGCAAAAUCCAAGCGCGCGAUGAAUGGUAUACGCUCGGCCUGUUGCCUGACGUUGCCGAGCAGCACCGAGAUGCGUUGACGCGGUAUGUGUAUGGAAAGCUCUUUGAUUACCUGGUCAAGCGCAUCAACACCACAAUCGACCACCACAACGACAGCGACCUCGCCGGCUUCAUCGGUGUCUUGGACAUCUUUGGGUUCGAAGACCUCUCGACCAACUCGUUCGAGCAGCUUUGCAUCAACUACGCGAACGAGACCCUGCAGCACCACUUUAACGCAACCGUCCUGCGCCAGGAACAAGUCACGUACGAGCGAGAACACAUCCAGUGGAGCUUUAUCAACUUUCCCGACAACCAGCCGUGCUUGGACUUGCUCGAGAAGAAGCCCAGGGGCCUCUUUCACAUGCUCGAUGAAGAGUGCAUCGUGCCCCAGGGGAGCGACGAGAACUUUGCGCGAAAGGCAACAAAGCUGCAUACGUCCGCCGCCGCGGCUGGAACCCCCUCGCCGUCGUCGUUCUUCCGAGCAAGUCAUGCCGACCGCGCCAACAACACGUUUAGCAUCCACCAUUAUGCUGGGUGGGUGCAGUACCACACGUAUGGCUUUUGCGACAAGAACAAGGACACGUUGCAUGCUGAAAUAGCGGCGCUCGUGCGGCAGUCGUCGCUUUCGUUCCUCCGCACGAUCAGUCAGGACGUGGCAAGCCCCUCCACGAGUCAACAAAAGCUUGCGUCGACGCGAGGCAACUUAAGGCCGUCACCGUCGUCCAUGGCGAUGGCAAAAGCCUCCAGCAGUGUUGGCAGCACGUUUCGGAGACAGCUUAAAGAGCUCAUGGACACAGUCCAGCAGACGCAGUGCUCGUAUGUGCGAUGCCUGAAGCCAAACGACAAGAAUAAACCAAACCUGUUCCAGUUUCAUCGGAUCUGCGACCAACUCCAAGCUGGCGGCGUCCUCGAAGCCGUCCGAGUCAACCGCGCGGGAUUCCCCGUCCGCAUCACACACGCCCAGUUCGUCAAGCGCUACCGACCUCUCGGAAAUCAGACCAUGCUCAAGCAAAUCCCAGACACGUGCGGGGACGACACCGCUUCGACGCCAGCAGAUCGGCGCGCAGCCGCCACAGCGCUCGCCGCGUACUUGAUUCAGACAUUAUCUCUCGACAGACAUGAAAACACAACGCAAUCAGCCGCAUCCCCGCUGCAAGUGGGCGUGACCAAAGUGUUCUUUCGACGUACGGCGAUCCAAUAUGCUGAAGCACAGCUCGCCAAACGCUACGGCGAGUUCGUCGUGCUCAUUCAAAGUCUAUGGCGCCGUUGUCUGGCCCAGCGCCAGCACCGGCGCGCCUUGGCGGCUAUCCUCUUGAUUCAAACUAACACUCGACGUUUCCUCGCCGCACAAUUGGUCCAUCGAAAACGAGAGGCCAAGAGGAUGGCAGAAUUGCAGCGGCUCGAGGCAGAAGCUGCAGCAGAACGCGCGCGAGUGCUGGCUGCGUCGAAGCUCGCGUCAGGGCAGAUGCUCCAGCGUGUGUCGUCUGGCGGUCGGCUGUCCGGGGACUUGAGGUCGUCGCUCGCCUCUUCCAACGGAGACGACGACUUUGCAUUCCGAGGUACCGCCGGCAGUGCGUCGACGUUCAAAUUCCGAAUGAUUUCCCGCAGUGGGGGAGACUACGACCCGAAUGGGUACACCUUAUCCAACAAUCACCGACAGAAACCACCCCGGCCAGUCGAAAAGACGCCUGGGGACACGGCCCUGCACCACGCCGUGAACUCAGGCAAUGAACUAGACGUCAUGACAUUGCUAGAGAACGGCGCGAGUGUGCUCGCGAUGAACUCGCUCGGACGGACGCCGCUCCAUGCGGCGGCAGCGCUUCCGAACCUCGAAGUCGUGGCACUACUAGUGGACUGGGACUCGGACUUAAGCGCGCAAGAUUUGGCUGGGAACACGCCUCUUCACUUGGCCACCGACCCGCAUGUGUGCCGCAUGCUCUUGGAAGCAGGCAGCGAUCCGAACAUUCUGAACAACGCCGGACGGACUACGCUGCUGGAUGCGGCUGAGCGAGGCGACCUCCAAGUCGUGAAAGCACUGUGCAAUGCCCACUGCGACCUGUUGAUCUGCGAACCCAAGCACUGCCAGUCGGCGCUGCACCUGGCGAUUCGUAAGGGCCACUACACAGUGGUGAACGAACUGUGCAAAUCCAAGCUUAUUUACGACCUCAUGACCCUUCAAGACCGGAAUGGUAACACUGCACUGCACUUUGCCGUCGCCAAAGACCGCAAGAACGGCCCACGCCUCGUCCAGUUUCUCCUCCAGUACGGCGGCCGAUCCAUCGUGGACGUCCCAAACCAGCGCCAACAGACUCCGCUGGUCGUGCAUAUCAUGACGACACGACAGACCGAUCCGACGAUUACAGAUAUCUUGCUCGAAGCUGGCGCAGCACCAACCGUGGCGCUUCUGGAUGGGUCCACCAUCCUCCACGUAGCAGUCGACAGAGAACUCAUGGACAUUGCGUGCUCGCUCAUCCGAUCGGGCGCUCAGCUCAACGCAACCGACCGCGAUGGCGUCCGCGUGAUCGAGCUCGCCCAGCGGGACAAUGUCAAGCUCAAGAAACUACUGGACGCGAUCACGUUGCCCCCGCUCUGGAUGAGCGAGAAGGACAAGAAGAACUGCAUGGUGUGCGUCAAACCGUUUGGGUUUGCCCACCGGCGCCACCACUGCAAACACUGCGGUCGGAUCUGCUGCUCCGAAUGCGCCGCGUUCUCAGUUGAGCUCUGCCAGUUUCCGCCGCAGUUUCCUGGCCGCACGGCGUCAAAUGGAAAGCCCGUCAAGGACGCCCAGCGCGUGUGUCGAACGUGCCACGGCGUGUUCAAAACGCGGCGAUCCAUCCAAGAAGCCACCCUCAGUCACGUAGUCGUCAAGAGUGUCCACGAGUGGGAGGAAAUGUCGGCGGAGUCGCUGCGAAACUCGUUGGGGUCCCGCAGCAGCACCACUUAGCAAAUCAAGUAAAUAGAGGCCAUGAUAUGAACGGACA